AUGAACUACAAGAGAUACUACUACGUGACUCUUGUCCAGCUCUUCUUCACCCUCAUAGCAGGCGGUUCGGUCACAUGGAUGAUCCAGAAUAACGAUGGGGAUACCGUUCGAUACCAUCCUCAAAUCUGGGCUACUUUCCAGUUCAUUGCCUUUGCCGCAUGGUCGAGCUUUAUCAUUUCCGGCUCUAUCGUCCUUCUCUUCUGGACUGGCGUGUGGGACUGGUUUAUCAAGGACGAAAAUGAACGGACUUACUUUCUCGUUCACAUGGUAUAUAUCGGGAUCUACGACUUUUUCUGGCUAGGAGGCGCUGCAUCUCUUUCCACAAUACCAGGAAACUGCAGGAGAAUCGAUCAUUGCACUUCAACGCGUGCAGCCGCAGCCUCUUCCUGGCUCACUUUCUUCGCCCUGAGUUGGGCAUCGGUCAUGAUUAUCCGAGAAUGGUUCUAUGGCAGUUAUAAGGACCAGACCAUCCCCAUGAACACGAAACAAGCAAAGACAAAGGCACCCCCGCCUCCUCCGAUGAGCACUACAAACAGCAGCGUCUUUUGCGGGCCACAAUGUGUCUUGCAAGCAAGAGCCGGUGCGCCGAAACUCAUGGUCCUGCCCGCUGCACAUUACAUGUUCCGUACGGUCUCCGAUCUAUUCCGCGCAAACUGGACGCACCCAACGGCCGUGCCGACCUUGCAAUACAUCUUCGUCAUCGUAUCCACAGAAGAAUAUGAUCGGAUGUAUAGAGCGUACAGAGAGGGUGUCGACAGCGUGGGCAAGUUCCAAGCACAAGGGUUAAAAGAGGGGAAUGAACAGUACAGGUGGCAUGGGACAUCUAGAGAGUGCAAAGUCGGUGAUCCUGGCCACCCAAAUCUCUGCACUUCCGCCAGCUGCUCGUUGUGCAGCAUCAUCCGCUACUCUUUCGAUAUUGACCGUUUCGGUCCACGAUGGGGAAGGUUUGGCAAAGGCAUCUACACCUCGGGCACCUCGUCCAAAUCCAACGACUAUCAAAAGAACUUGCAACCAAGCCAAUGGAGCGCUCUUUUACUCAACAACGUAGUCGUCGGUCGAGGAUAUCAGCUCUACGACAAUAGCGACAAGCUAAUACAGCCACCACCCGGGUACGAUUCGGUACUCGGCGUUCCUGGACGUGCGCUAAACUACGAUGAAACUGUCGUCUACCGAAACGACGCGAUCAGGCCGGCGUACCUGGUCCUCUAUUUGACACCACAGUGA
Molecule: messenger RNA, 1224 nt
Organism: Serendipita indica DSM 11827
Lineage: Eukaryota; Fungi; Basidiomycota; Agaricomycetes; Sebacinales; Serendipitaceae
Source: the annotation of a GenBank genome assembly